AUGCGCCGCUCCUCCCGCUCCAAGCCCGACAACGAGAACGAGAACGCGGACUCCAACCAUCCGGCGAAGCGCGCUCGCUGCGAGAAGAAGAGCGUAGACAAGCCGCUCCCGGCGGCGUGGCUGCCGGCUGUUGGCGAGCCGCUGCUUGCGAGGUUUGAGGCAUCAAAACGUGGCGGCGCCGUCGGAACAAAGUGGUACCCUGGCACGGCGACCAGGGUGCAUCCCGAUAACACCGUCGACGUUGAGUACGACGACGGCGACAUUGAAGAGCGCGUGCUGCCAAAGUUCUUCAAACCGCGCGGAGCAGAGGCAGGGCCCUUGGAGGCGGUCCGCAUCCGCCUGCGAGGUGCGGCGACGAGCACCGACUCCGCAGCACAGGACGAGGAGACUGCGGCGAAGGAGGCUGCGGCGAAGGAGGCUGCGGCUGUGGACGAGGAGCCGACCGUCUUUGUGCAGUGCGACAAGUGCGACAAGUGGCGGCGGCUGCGCACCGCCGUGCUGCCGUCGUCUCUCCCCGGGAAGUGGGAGUGCGCGCUGAGCGACGACCCGAUGCGCAACCGGUGCAGCUGCGGUGGGGGAGAGGACGCGCCCUUGAGCCAGAUGACCGCCGAGCAGCAGGCGCGGCUCGCAUCGGACGGGUUCGUGCUGCUGCCUGAGCCGGCCGUGUGGGAGGGGCUCGAGCUGCUGACGGCGACCGACGGCUCGGGGCUCGGCAAAGGCCGCGACGCGCAGGGCGGGCGGGCGGGCGAUCUCGCUCCCUCCUCCUGGAGCCGUCCACCGAAGCGUCGGGUGAACGAGGCGCUGCUGCUGCACGGCACGCAGCCGGGCGCGCUGCUGUCUAUGCUCGCCAACGGACUCAACGAGCGCUUCUCCGGCACAAACGCGGGCACCGCCUUUGGCAACGGCGUCUACCUCGCCGAGGACCUCGGCAAGAGCGACCAGUACGUCGAGUUGGACGAGCGGCUCUCUGUGCGCACGCAGCAGUCGGGCGAGCGAGCCGUGUCGAUGGACACGCGCAAGCCCAUCUUCCCGAACGGCAACACGCGCGAGCUGAGCGUCGUCGACGGCGUCUCUCCGCCCCUCGGCGGCGCGCUCCUCCGCUACCGCGAGUUCGUCACCUUCCACGGCGAAUACGUCUACCCGGAGUUCCUCAUCGCCUACCAGCGUUGCUCGGGCGGGGCGCCGCUCCAGCGGCAGCCCCUCGCGCCACCUCCCGCUCCCAGGGUUGUCGCCGCGACCGUGACUGCCACCGCAGCCGCGCCCUCCUACCAGCUCCCCGCCUCCACGCCAGCGCCGCCGCGACCAAAGCCCAAGCCCAAGCGCGCCAAGAAGGCGAAGCCGCCAAAGGACUAUUCGGCGCCGACGCGCGCCACGGCGGCUGCGCUGAUGCGCCACGGCGGCGGCACCUGGCUCGCCGACGCCCACAAGCACAAGGCGGCCGCGCAGAGCUGCGGCGCGCGCUGGGACUCGCUCAAUGGCAUGCUCUACGCGCCCGCGAGCGCGAACCUCUCCUCUUUCCGGCAGUGGCUCCCAAAGGGGGCGAUCCCGCAGCUGAGCGCGCCUUGCUCGCUCGAGCGGCUGCGGCGCAAGGGCGGCGGCACGCUGCUCGACGUGCCGUUCGACGAGAAGGACGAUGCCAAGGCGGCGGGCGCGCGGUGGGACGGCGACGAGAAGAAGUGGUACGUCGUCGAGCAUGCGAGCUCGUUCGCCGCGUUUGAGAGGUGGCUGCCGCUAGUCGAGUAG
Messenger RNA from Emiliania huxleyi CCMP1516, 1743 nucleotides. RefSeq lists its product as hypothetical. The coding region runs from base 1 to 1743 and encodes 580 amino acids. Gene Ontology annotation, molecular function: NAD+ poly-ADP-ribosyltransferase activity; zinc ion binding. NCBI's taxonomy places the organism in Eukaryota, Haptophyta, Isochrysidales, Noelaerhabdaceae. The transcript has 9 exons. The record is from RefSeq and is a predicted model, not a curated record.